This is a messenger RNA of Cyphomyrmex costatus, 1926 nucleotides long. RefSeq names its product Nuclear distribution protein nudE (gene nudE). NCBI's taxonomy places the organism in Eukaryota, Metazoa, Arthropoda, Insecta, Hymenoptera, Formicidae. Bases 369 to 1313 code for a protein of 314 amino acids. Gene Ontology annotation, cellular component: centrosome; kinesin complex; kinetochore. Gene Ontology annotation, biological process: microtubule nucleation; mitotic centrosome separation; vesicle transport along microtubule. Gene Ontology annotation, molecular function: microtubule binding. The transcript is spliced from 8 exons. The record is from RefSeq and is a predicted model, not a curated record.
UUUUUCUAUGUACGCAUAUCUACGCGCCUGCUUGCACCUCCUUGGCUUGGUUUCUUCAUCUUCUUGUGACUAUGUGUGACUCAUAAUAACACGGUAUUCGGUAAUGACUUUAGCGAUACAUGCGACUACGUCUCGCUCGCAGAGUGAUUGCCCAAGAUCUGUUCGUCUACGUCAAGAGCAAACGCAAAAAGCGCACUUCCAACCGAAUUCGUCCAUCCGAUUUUAUCAACUCCGACAAUUCUAGAAAAUCAUCUACUGAUGUCAACGUGAAAAAACAGAUUAUAUCUGUAUUAUCUCGAAGAGCCGUUAGAAAAUCAGAGAACAAUAGAAUUGCACACAUAGCCUUUUGAUCGUCGAAAGCAAACGCAAUGAUGGAUACAGAUCCGCCGGAAUUUCUGUCGAAAGACGACGAGAUUCAAUAUUGGAUGGAUUUUGCGAACCAAUUACUUCAAAGGAAAGAUGAUGUUGAACGGGAACUAGAAGAAUUUCAAGAGAAUUCGCAGAUGCUGGAGAAAGAGCUGGAGACCUCUCUAGAGCAAGCAGAAAAAACGAAUAGAGAAUUGAGGCAGAGAAACACGAGACUCGCCACAGAAGUCGAACAAUUGAGAACACGACUGGAUCAGCAGUCUACAGAUUGCGCCAUGUUCCAGGGAAAGGCACAAGAUUUACAGCAACAACACGAGCACCUACUGAAGUAUAUUAGAGAACUCGAACAGAAGAAUGAUGACUUGGAACGAGCACACAGGAUAAAUAGGGUCACGGAAGAGGAAAUAGAAGCUAAGUUUAAUUUGGCUAUAGAAAAGAACGCCUUGCUCGAAUCUGAACUCGAUGAAAAAGAAGGCCUAAAAGUCAUAGUUCAAAGAUUAAUGGACGAAGUUAGAGAUUUGAAGCAGGAGAUACAAGUACAUGAAAGACAUCACGCCGAUAAUAACAAGUCUGUUGAAAGAGUUCGUAGCAUCCUCGAUAGUAAUAAGCUACAAGCUGAAUUGGAGACGAAUUCACCCGCUAGCCAAAUAGUCCCACAAACCAUACCUCAGAAUAAUACGACGACUUCGCCAAUAAAAAUUGGACACGGGAUGGUAGGGGGUGUUAUUGGGAACAACAAUAACAAUAUGAGCCAAACAUUACCGCCCUGCACUAGAAUACUAGCAAUGAAUAUGAUCGGUGACCUUAUGCGAAAAGUCGGGGCGUUGGAGAACAAGCUGAACACGUGCAGAAAUGCGUUCCGAGAAGAUCAAGUUCGUGAUCUCUACAGAGCUAGACGACAGGUCCGAAGCCCAGCCACAGGAAACAACAACCACAUUCGAUUAUAAGCGAAUUUAAUGGAAAGAACAUAAUGUCGCAGCGAUCAUAUGUCCUGUUGCGAGAUCCCAAUAUUAAAUUAGUUGGACAUUUCCUUGAUGACGGACUUCUGUUCAAGUUUCAUUAAGUUAGCUGCUGAGAGAGUUCCCGCAAGAUUGGUAUCACCAUGCUUCAACAUAAAAAAGUCAUUUCUGGUUUGUGAAGACACGAGGUGGUAGAUUCUGAUACGUAUUUCUUUUUGGCCGUGUAUGGGUUUUCCCAUUAGCUAUGUUCCAUAUUGCCUCGACAUUUGUUGCGAUAUCUUGCUAGAAAACAUCGUACGGAAUAAUAAUUAUAACGGCAAGUCGAUAAAUCAUCACUGUAAAAAAUAUUCGUUUGCUUCAAGUGAGAUAGAUAUUGAAUAGCUGCUGUAAUUAUUACGAGUGAUAUUUUUUAAUAACAUCGACAAAAACGUUAACAGAAUACGAUAUCGCCGCACAGCCGUACCAUAAUUUACUCCGUUUUUUUUUUUUCACAUAAUAAAACGUAAAAGAUAUAUUUUAUUAUAAAAAAAGAAAAUCUACAGUGAGUGCAAAAAGUAAUUCGUACACAGGAGACACAUAUAAAGAAAAAACUAUUUUUAGA